AUGAAAGUUAAAGUCGGUGAUGUGGUUUUGCCAGGUGAUUAUUGCGAUGAAAUAGCUUCGGUCGGCGCAAAAUCAAAAGUGUUAAUCGGUCCGGGAUUAAAGAAAGAAAUCGACCAUGUUUUCGUCACAAAAGCGGGAGUUUUAAAAAAACGCAACCCAAGUACUUUUUGGGUGGACAGUUACCAGAAACGCUACAUUCCCUGCAGAGGUGAAAAUGCUAUUGGUAUUGUACAUCAGAAAGCUGGAGACAUAUACAGAGUCGACAUUGGUGGUAGCUGUACAGCCAGUCUUUCAUAUUUAUCGUUUGAAGGUGCUACAAAAAAAAACAGGCCUGAAGUUCAGAUAGGGGAUGUUAUUUAUGCAAAGAUUCUAGUAGCUAGCAAAGAUAUGGAGCCGGAACUAGUAUGCGUCGAUUCACAUGGGAAAAAAGGAUGCCUUGGUGUCCUAUCUGACGGUUUUGUUUUCAAGUGUUCACUUAACCUAAUAAGAAAAAUUCUGAGCCCCAGUUGCCCCUUACUAGACUCUCUGAAGAAUGAAUGGCCAUUUGAAUUAGCUGCAGGGAUGAACGGUAGGAUCUGGAUUAAAGCUAAUACAUUAAGGGAAACUAUAGCUGUCGGUAAUGCCAUUCUAGGUGCAGAAUAUUUGUCAGAUGAUGAAAUUAAAACCAUGUGUAACAACAUAGCCAGCAUCCUCACUGGUCAUAUAUCAUAG
Leptosia nina is the source of this 711-nucleotide messenger RNA. The record is from the annotation of a GenBank genome assembly. Lineage: Eukaryota; Metazoa; Arthropoda; Insecta; Lepidoptera; Pieridae.